AUGCCCCCACAGCCAAGAAUUGUGAUCGAGCUGCCAGAUGUGGAAAAUACUAUCCUUUCCUCCACAUACCAAGCUUCUAGUCCGGCAAGAUUUUCCACUGAUGACGACAAGUUUAUAAUGUAUGGAGGUGGACCGUCUUUUAUCAUCCAAUGCAAAAAUGUAUCAAAACUUCGACCUUUUUCAAGCGACCGAGUAUCUUUAUUUGUUUUGUCCUCAAACUUGGUUAUCUGGUCUCACAGGGAUGGUUUGGGAAUUGAAAUACCGUAUCAGUUGAUUUACUUGCAUGCGUUGGACAAGAAUUCGCUAUAUUUACAAGUUAAAAAUGAUUCAGUACUCAGUGAUACACUAAAUGAAAUUUUGGAAAUACGGUUAGCUGAGAGUGGUGACAAGGGGGAUGAAAAUGAGCUAUUUACCAAGGUGAAUGGAAGUGCCGAAGCCAUUUAUGGGGCAAUGACAACGUGCUCAGCCAUGCACUUUGACUCAGAGGAGGAAGAAGAUAGUAAAAACGCUACUGAUAUGAUGGAUCUUGAGCAAGCGCAUCUCCCGACUAUUGAAGUACCUGAGAGCUGGCUUAAUGGUGACACAUCCAACGUUGAAGAAAGGCCACUCAAAAAUGAUGGACAUGCUGACGACCUCGAUGGAGAUGUAGACGAGGCACCGCCAGAGGAAGGAGUUGUUGCUGCAAUGAGUGUUGAUGUCGGUUAUGCCCCAAUAGCUGGCAGUAAAAGAACAGAGCAAGACGAUGAUAUAGUUGUGAAGGAACCACUGGGGUUCAGCAAGAGAAAUAGAAAGGAGUAA
Molecule: messenger RNA, 798 nt
Organism: Lodderomyces parapsilosis
Lineage: Eukaryota; Fungi; Ascomycota; Pichiomycetes; Serinales; Debaryomycetaceae
Exons: 1
Coding region: 1-798 (265 amino acids)
Biological process (GO): mRNA cis splicing, via spliceosome
Cellular component (GO): spliceosomal complex; cytosol
Source: RefSeq, a predicted model, not a curated record